Messenger RNA from Ostrea edulis (European flat oyster), 1905 nucleotides. Its product is annotated as multiple epidermal growth factor-like domains protein 10. Gene Ontology annotation, molecular function: scavenger receptor activity. Bases 246 to 1877 code for a protein of 543 amino acids. The transcript is spliced from 12 exons. Lineage: Eukaryota; Metazoa; Mollusca; Bivalvia; Ostreida; Ostreidae. The record is from RefSeq and is a predicted model, not a curated record.
UAUCUCAGAAUAAGGAGACCGAGCAAGCUGAGAAGGUAACUGAGUGCCAAAAAUCUGGAACAUGUCAGCAGUUUCAAUCCAGUCGUGCAGUAGAUGGAAACAUUAGCACGUGUACAAGGACUGCAAAAAUUGGAACACCACUAACAUUUCCAGAUAAACGGACAUGGUGGUACAUUAACCUUGAGAAAGUACUUAGCAUUUACAGCAUCAGAAUACAGUUCAAAGACUAUGGAGAACAAUAUGUCAUGAGACAAAGAGGGCGUUUUGCUGGUUUUUCACUCUAUGUGUCGAACACAACUAUAAAGGAAGAUGGGUAUCUGUGUUACAAGAACGGAAAGGAGAUACCGACCUUGGAUUUCAGUACAACUUGCGUCAAACAUGGACGUUACGUAAUAUUUUACAAUGAAAGACUUGACGGGACAACUUAUCCUACCGGAUAUCAAAUAGAGACAGUUUUCACUGAGUUGUGUGAAGUAACUGUAACAGGUUGUGAAGAAUCCGGUGUGUAUGGAUAUAUCUGUGAUCUACCCUGUCCAAACAACUGUCAGGAAUUGAGAUGUGACAUUGUCAACGGAACGUGUUUGGGUUGUACAGCAGGAUGGGUGGGGGAGUUUUGUAACACAUCAUGUCCAGCUGGAUAUUACGGUUUACAGUGUAGAUCUACGUGUACUGGACACUGCAGAGACAACCUGUCCUGUAACCACACCACUGGACAAUGUGACUAUGGAUGUGGUAAUGGAUGGACAGGAACACAUUGUAACACACAGUGUCCUGCAGAAUCAUACGGCCCUGAUUGUGUGUAUAACUGUAGUGGACAGUGUCUGAGUUACCUCCCCUGUAGCAGGGAAACAGGAAGAUGUGACAGAGGUUGUAAUCCAGGAUAUACCGGGGAACUCUGUGACAAAGUCUGUUCAGUUGGUCGGUACGGAUUGAAUUGUUCAGAGAGCUGCAGUUCCUAUUGUCGAUCUGAAAGUAAUCAUUGUAACCACAGAGACGGACAUUGUGAACAUGGAUGUGACGAUGGAUUCAAAGGAAAUAGAUGCGAGGAAAUUUGUAAUGAUGGCUGGUAUGGAGAAAACUGCUCUGCACGAUGUAACGAGAACUGUGUCAAUCAGUCAUGUGACCAUAUCACAGGCAGCUGUACAUACGGAUGUAAACCGGGAUGGAGGACCCUCAAAUGCGAAAAGAUUUGCAGUGCUACGUUUUAUGGAGAAAACUGCUCUGUACGAUGUAAUGAGAACUGUGUCAACCAGUCAUGUGACCAUAUCACAGGCAGCUGUACAUACGGAUGUAAACCGAGAUGGAGGACUCCUCACUGUAAACAGGAAUGCUCAGCAGGAAAGUAUGGCAAAGAUUGUGGAAAUCCAUGCAGCAAUCAUUGCAGAAACAUGACAUGUAAUCACAUCACUGGAUCUUGUCUGGAGGGCUGUACACCAGGAUAUUUGGGGAGUUUCUGCAACAAACCAUGUGACGAAGGAACAUAUGGACUCAACUGCUCCCAGAAUUGUUCUCAGUACUGCCUCGGCGUUUGUGACAAUGUUGACGGAUCCUGUGCGUGUUCCGCUGGGUGGGCGGGAUCCCCUGACUGUAGUGAAAACGCACCUAUUGUCUGUAAUAACGACUAUAGUACUCCAGAUGCAUACAUCGCAGCCUUUUCUAUUUCACUGGUCAUCAACUUCGUCCUUCUUGUUGUCAUUGUUAUAUUAUUGAGGGUAAUCUAUAACAGAAAACAAGAGAAGCGUUCCUCGGACUAUAUAGCUAGUGCUGAAAUAUCACCGCCAUCACAAGUCAGCAAUAACGAUGUACACCAGUAUCAGGAACUCAACAUGUCCAAUGAUAGUUCAUAUCAGAACCUGUCAUUAAGAGAUCAUUUAUAAAAUGUAUAUUAAACGUAACUUAUUCUUC